GAAGCAAUUGCGGUUGGGAGGUCGUUCGCUUCAAUCAAAGGGUACCAUCUUGAUGGGAACAAAGAGAUGAUGGCUAUGGGAUUCAUGAACAUUGCCGGUUCUUUAACUUCUUGCUAUGUUGCGACCGGAUCAUUCUCGAGGACGGCAGUGAACUUCAGCGCGGGGUGCGAGACAACGAUGUCGAACAUAGUGAUGGCGAUAACGGUGAUAGCGGCGUUGGAGUUGAUGACGAGGUUAUUGUAUUACACUCCGACCGCAAUCCUCGCCUCAAUCAUCCUAUCGGCUCUUCCGGGCCUCGUGGACGUCUCCGGAGCUCACCACAUUUGGAAACUCGACAAGCUCGACUUCCUUGUCUGUCUCAGCGCUUUCCUCGGCGUCCUCUUCGCCUCCGUCGAGAUUGGCCUUCUCGUCGCCGUAAUAAUAUCGUUUGCGAAAAUACUGCUGAGCUCUAUAAGACCCGGGGUUGAAGCAUUAGGGAGGUUGCCAAGAACAGAUGUGUUCUGUAACAUAAACCAGUAUCCAAUGGCUUCCAAGACUCCUGGAAUCUUCACUGUUCGCGUUAGCUCUCCUAUGCUUUGCUUUGCCAAUGCCAAUUUCAUUAGGGACAGGUUCCUAUUUAUAACUUUCUUCCUCAUAUCAUAA
This is a messenger RNA of Tarenaya hassleriana, 642 nucleotides long. Its product is annotated as sulfate transporter 2.2-like. The record is from RefSeq and is a predicted model, not a curated record. Gene Ontology annotation, biological process: transmembrane transport. The transcript is spliced from 3 exons. Gene Ontology annotation, cellular component: membrane. Lineage: Eukaryota; Viridiplantae; Streptophyta; Magnoliopsida; Brassicales; Cleomaceae. The annotation marks the transcript as partial.